AUGCCCAAAAGAAGCUACAUCAUAGGCGCGGACCGAAGUUUGUCCCUUGACAAAGAACAUGGCACUCAACACGUGGAAAAUGUCGAGGGUCGUGAGAAACUAGAACCUACUGGACGUGUCAAGUCAGCUCAGAUAAUUCUGCUACGGCAUUGGAGGAGAUUUUGGUGUUGUUAUCUCUUGGGGAUGGUCAUCUUCCUUGCGACUUUCCUUCCGAUCUUUUUCCUUAUCAUCAUCCCGGCAAUUGCCCAGAGACUUGUCGAUGAUACGGUUCUCCCUGUGUACUCGGCCGAAAUUUUGAAUCCCACGCCAGACGAGGUUAACUUCGUCCUUCACACCUCCAUAAACAUUCCGCUGAACCUCCGCGUUCGAACCGACCCAUUAAGUUUGAACUUGUUUAACCGCGAUGUGAAACCCAUGAAGAAGUACUUGACCGUUGAUAUGCCAGCCUACAGCCUCAAAGGGAAAACCAAUUUGGAUAUAACGAAGAAUGGUACCAAGAUUCUGGAUCAGGAAGAGUUCAUGCACACCCUGGAAAUGGCCGUCUAUAACGAGCGUUUCACUAUGUCUGCGAAAGGUUCCACAAAUGGCCAUCUGGGCGCCCUGAAGGUGCCACUGACUUUCGACAAAGAUAUUGAGCUGGACGGACUCGAUAAACUCAGGGGCUUCGCUAUUGAUUCCGCACGGCUAGUCGUCCCGAAAGAAGAAGAUGGGACUAAUUUGAGGGGCACAGCAAUCUUGCCCAACCAUUCUGUCUUUACCUUUGCGCUGGGUAAUGUGACACUGGAUCUAAAAAGCACGAAUAUCCUAAUUGGCCAAGCCACCAUCGAGGAUGUGCUUCUGAGGCCUGGGAACAACUCAGUGGCUCUUCGUGGCCACCUCGACGUAGGUAUUGUGCUCGAUCAUCUUCCGACAAUUCUGGCGGCACAAAGUUCGGCAAUUUUGGAAGGUCAGCUCGAGCUUUCUGCGUCGGGAAAUUCAACAGUCUACAACGGGGAACACAUUAUGUAUUACGAGAAGGUGCUGCAGGGACUGACGCUCACGGCACGAGUUCCAAUUGCGAUGGUAUUGCUGAACACGUUGAGUGGGCUCAUGGAUUCCACCGACUCAGGAGGUGGGAGCGGGCUUAAUAUCUCAAAUAUCCUUGAGAAGUUGGAUUUGACAAACAAUACGGAAGCGGAAUUGGCAGUAAGAUCGCUGAAGGAUUUUAUGGACGGCUGA
Molecule: messenger RNA, 1218 nt
Organism: Penicillium mononematosum
Lineage: Eukaryota; Fungi; Ascomycota; Eurotiomycetes; Eurotiales; Aspergillaceae
Product: DUF3712 domain-containing protein
Exons: 4
Coding region: 1-1218 (405 amino acids)
Cellular component (GO): fungal-type vacuole membrane
Source: RefSeq, a predicted model, not a curated record